Molecule: messenger RNA, 6084 nt
Organism: Malurus melanocephalus (red-backed fairy wren)
Lineage: Eukaryota; Metazoa; Chordata; Aves; Passeriformes; Maluridae
Gene: WTIP
Product: WT1 interacting protein
Exons: 8
Coding region: 78-2165 (695 amino acids)
Biological process (GO): negative regulation of hippo signaling; regulation of DNA-templated transcription; positive regulation of miRNA-mediated gene silencing
Cellular component (GO): adherens junction; transcription regulator complex; P-body
Molecular function (GO): transcription corepressor activity
Source: RefSeq, a predicted model, not a curated record
UCUUUCUCUGCUCCGGGCUGCGCUUUCGCGGAGAGUUCGUCGCCUUCUCCCGCCCCGCCGCCGGGCUCCGGCCGAGCAUGGAGAAGUACGAGGAGGACAUGGCCCUGAAGGCCACCAAGUUCAUGGAGGACCUGUCCCUCUACGAGCCCUGCCCGGAGGGUCCGUACGGCCGGGGCGGCCGCCGGGACCUGGCGUUGCACCCCGACCUGGAGGAGACCAAGCGGGUCAUCGCCGCCCACAUGACGGCGGAGCAGCGGGGCCGGAAGAUGAACGGCACCGCCGCGCCGCCGCCGCCCGCCGAAGGCUUCCCCGCCGCCGCCCCCUGUGGCAAAGCCGCCCCGCUCCGCGCCAACGGCCGCGCCGCCGCCGAGCCGCUCCCGGGCGCGGGGCCGCCGUGCUGCGAGGAGGGGCUGUGCACCCGCUCCGAGGUGGCGCUGCCCUGCUACAGCGGCUUUGCCGACAAGGGCAAGCGCUACUCGGCCGAGGGCUACCGCUACGCCGCGGGCAGCGCCUACGAGGGCGGCUACGUGGCCAAGGGCGGCGGGCGGGCGCCCGGCGGCCCGGACGGCAAGUUCGGCGCCGCCAGCCCCCGGGCCAGCCUGGCCUCUGCCUCGCCGGGCCCCUCCGCCGAGCACGGCAAGUUCUCCAGCCCGCGCUCCAGCCUGGGCGGCGCGGCCGCGCUGUCCUACGAGAAGUUUUCCAGCCCYCGCUCCAGCCUAGUGGUGCCCGGGCAGGACAAGUACGGCAGCCCCCGCGCCAGCCUGGUGCAGUACGACGGAGCCGCCCUCAGYCCCCGCUCCAGCUACGCCAGCACGGCCAGCGACACCAGCAAACACUCCAGCCCCCGCGCCAGCCUCACCGGCUACGACGGCGGCGGCAGCAAGCCCAGCAGCAACCGCACCAGCGGCAUCAGCAUGGGCUACGAUCAGCGCCACGCCAGCCCCCGCUCCAGCACUGCCAGCCAGUACUCCUGCACCGCCAGCCCCCGCUCCAGCUACUCGGACUCCAGGUACGGCCCUCCGGGCAGCGCCGAGCCCGAGGGGGCGGGCGGCGCCGGACUCGCCCUGGCCAGUCCCCGCUCCAGCCUCUGCGGCCCCGAGGGCCGCGGCUCGGCCGGCCCCGCCGUAGUCAGCCCCCGCUCCAGUAUCUCCAGCCAGAGCUCGCGGAGCUCCCGCGGCUCCAUGAGCGCCUACCCCGAGCUGCAGCUGCCGUCGCCACGCUCGUCCCUGCUGGGGCCUGGCCUGCAGGAGGACGGUGCCGUGCCCGAGCUGGGGGACGUGUACCACCGGAUCCUCGCCCAGUCCCCGCCGCGGCACGACCAGCAGCACCCGGCCGGCGCCCCCGAGCCGCCGCCCCCCUACGCCUACAGCCCGACCAAAGGCUCCACUCCGGCUCCCAAAUUCAAGCUCCCCUACCAGGUGACGCCGUGCCGGGAGAGCGGCCCCAGCCAGGCGGAGAGACGGCUGGAGGCGCUGACGCUGGAGCUGGAGAAGGAGCUGGAGAUGCACAUGAAAAAGGAGUACUUCGGUAUUUGUAUAAAAUGUGGAAAAGGUGUGUAUGGAGCGAGCCAGGCUUGCCAAGCAAUGGGUAACCUCUAYCAUACCAACUGCUUCACGUGCUGCUCUUGUGGGAGAAGACURCGAGGAAAAGCAUUUUACAAUGUCAAUGGCAAGGUGUACUGUGAAGAAGACUUCCUAUAUUCAGGUUUUCAGCAAACAGCAGACAAGUGCUUUGUUUGUGGACACCUCAUAAUGGAAAUGAUCCUACAGGCCCUUGGAAAGUCCUACCAUCCUGGCUGCUUCCGUUGCGUGGUGUGUAACGAGUGUUUGGAUGGAGUCCCCUUCACUGUAGAUGUGGAGAACAAUAUUUAUUGUGUCAAAGACUACCAUACGGUUUUUGCACCAAAAUGUGCUUCCUGUAACCAGCCGAUCCUCCCAGCACAGGGCUCUGAGGAGACCAUCCGAGUGGUGUCCAUGGACAAGGACUACCACGUGGAGUGCUACCACUGCGAGGACUGUGGCCUGCAGCUCAAUGAUGAGGAAGGCCAUCGUUGUUACCCCCUAGAGGGYCACUUGCUCUGCCACAGCUGUCAUAUCAGGCGCCUUAAUAUCAAAUUGCCAUCACAUCCACCUCCAAGUUACCCCAUGCAUGUCACAGAACUCUGAAAAGCAUUUCUGUCAUCAAGAAGCCAUUUGAAAGAGAAGACGAAAUUCUAAAUUACUUUUGUGUUCCUUUACAGAUGAGGUUCCAGUAAGAACCAUCUAAACCAGCUAUUUAUUUUUUUGAAUCAGAGAUGGGGGUUCCUUUUCUGAUCUUGUACAUAUGCAUUCUUUUAUCUAGACAUUUUCACUGAGACACCGUCUACUUGAACAAAUAUUUCACCAUUUAACUGUAACUGUAAAUGGCAGCAUUUCUAAAAACAAUGGUACAAAGGGUUGUUCUGCACUCUCUACUCACUUCUUUCAGUGGGGAUUUCACCCAAGUAAGGAGUGUAGAAUUACUUUCCAAAACCUAGCACCUUAUCAUAUUGAAGCAAGCAUGAUAAGAUAAAUGCUAGAAUUUUAGCUAGUCUUGUUGAAUUCUGGUCUUAGRUAAUACUUAGAUUCCAGAAGUAGGGAAUAGGCAGCAAGCAGGUGUUUCACCAGGCCAGUUUUCAGCCAGGUUAAAGAAGGGAGUUCCAUGAAGAAGCAUCAGGCCAGCUCUCCAUCCUACAGGGUUUCCACAGUCAUCCAAAGACUAAUUAUUUACCUUGUUCAAGAAAUGUGCUAAGCAUUUCAUGUAAAACCCACGGUACAGAGGAUUGUAUCCAAAAGAUUGGCACAUGCAGGGUCAGCAGUUGUAACGCAGGGUCAGCCCGCUGGUAACUGCUGGCUGUGUAGCCAUGGCUUCAAAACGCAUUCCUAUCAACUGGACCAUUUGGCACUUACUAAAGAAUUCAUAUUUCAAACCUGGUUUUUGUUUAAUAGGGUUCUAUGCAAAGGUACACUUGUCUUCAUACUGCUCGUUUUAUCUGCGACUUUUUUUGUUCCCAACUGCUUUAUGAUUGUAUGUUGAGACAAUAUUAAAGAGAGGCGCAGUGGUUUGGUAUUACCUUUUCAGCUUUGUGUUCUUUUCGAGAUUACUUCUGAACUGAUUAUGUGAUUGUCUUCAUUGGAAAAAAAAAGUGCAGUUUAGCAGGAAUAAUAAUUUAGAGUCAGACCAUUGAAACAUUGGUAUUUACAAGUAUUAGCUGUACACAGAAUGUACACACUUUCUUCUUUUGCAUAAGCUUUUACAGUACCCUCAGACCUCUGGGGAGAAAUAUAUGUCUUCCGUAUAGGAAGUGAGAUGAAUCUUUUUAUAUGGYUUGUUUUCUACCAUGUGCUGAUGUUUUACAUGCAAAUCACACAUCUGUAYGUCAAAAAAAUUCCUUGCAUUCUCAUGAGAAUUGGUCCAGCCUUUAGGAAGCUGCAAUUUAUCAUUGCUGUCUUUAACUGUAUUCAAAGUUACAAUAAAAUAAAGUUCUUCAGCCCCAGAGGAAGUGGAAAUGCCAGGUCAGAUUCUGGCAUGUGUAAAUUGGGAUAUUUCCAUGCCAGUUGUCAGCACUUGAGAAUCUGCCGGAUCAGUUCAGAAAUGAUCCCGUGUUAAAUUCAGCAAGAAGACUGAUGAAAUKACUUAUUUGGCAACACCAUUGCAGUUACAUUUCUUAUGCUUCAUUAACUUUUUGAAAACCAUUUGUGGUGCUCCAAUGGCMACUAAUUCCUAAGUGGAAUAAUUAACUCCCUUUAAAGAACUUCUCGAUAGUCUGGAAUUUCCUUAUGGGAAAAGGUGGGGGGGCAGGGGAACAGGAAAAAUUCCUGAGAACUAUUUUUUUCUGUUAGUAAGGAACAAAAGGGACGCUUCUGAACUUCUGCCAGAGUUCCAUUGGCCUAGAUUACCCUGUCCUACUGAAUGCUCCUGGGCAAAGUCAUUUUGUAGUUAAUAUAUAUCAGUUUAUGAUUAACGUUCAAUGCGAGUGCCAGGAUUUGGAGGAACUACAGUGCAAUCUGUGCCCCAUUGCUCCACCGUGGUCCAAGAGGCCUUGGACUGCAAAUGAGAGGCCAGGAGUGCACGUGCACCUCUGUGUUUGAAGCCACUCCGUGUCCACAGCCAGCAGCCCAGACUCAGGAGGAAGUGGCACUACAUGUGCUAGGAAAUGUUGGAGAAAGGAGAAAAAACUGUCUUGAACUGGAUUGCAUGGCUGGGUCAAUUCCUUCAAGUUAUUGCAAACAUGAAAGCUUCCAGAGCUUCAGGAUAAACUUUUAGCAUCAGCUGUGACAAAAUGCUUUUUCCAUUGCAGGAGGGUGCUUUGGACYACAUUUAGCUUUGAGGCAUUUUCAUUUGAUUGUCUUUACAAUAUAUAUUAAAGAACCCAAAUUAAAAAAAAUUAUCAUUAACAUACAGAGAGAACAUUUGGGUCUGUUCCUAGGAGCAGCUCAUCCUGUAACAGUUACGUGCURUACUGAAAAAAUGCUUUGCUCUGCCAGCAGAGAAGCAAAACCUUUACACUGAGAGUGGACAGAGCUCUAGGUGUCUAACUCUGACUUUCACCCCAGUCCUCUGACAGCACCUUCCUGAGCAMUUUGUUUCCACCAGGGGCAAGUUUAAGUUUCCAGACCUUCUUUUAUUUUUUUUUAGAUGUUCAUCGUGUAGAACAGAAUAAUAUUUAAUUUCAUUUUACAUGCUGAUUUGUCUCGUAGCUCUACACAGUUCUGAUUGUUAAGUGUCAUCAUGGUAAAAGUUCUGAAAAGGUAGUGUUUCAWUAUAGAAUAAGCAAAUUGUUUAAAACCAGAAAGCAGCAGUUGUUGUUCCAGUAUUUUCUAUAGACAGAUGCAUUCCAUUAUGUAUUACAAAGUACAGCUUUGCUUUUCCAGCAUUUACUAUAAAAGCUGGGGCUUGAGAGAUAUUUGCCAGGUUUGGUUGGGUUUUUUCCCAAAUCAAAGAGAAAAAUAAAAUCAAACCUGAAAUAAUGAUGGGCGGUACUCUUUAGUGUGAGUGACAGUUUUAUGAUGAUGUCAUUUUAAAAUGACAGCACAUUUUACCUCCUGCCUGGGGAAUUAUGUAAAUGAAAAAGCUUUUUUAACUUAAAUUAUUUUCUUCUGGAAUAUCCUUAUGUUAAAUCAGUUCAACACAGAUAUGAACUUCCUAAGUUCAUCUUACAGUUUGAUUGUUCUUCAGGUGCCUUUAGUGUACUUUCAGAAUAUUUCCAAAAAGUUACACCAAUAGCAACCUGUUCUCAUUUGCAUCAGAACGACAUCUUUCCAUGCUGGUGGGGAAUCUUCCUGAGCCCCUGCAACACAAAGGUGCUGUGGGCUGUGCAGAGUAUCUCAUCCACGGGAGGACGUGUUCCAAAGAAAGGACCAAAAUAAUCACUUGAAAACAAAAGAAUGCACUCAGAUAAUUGAGAGGGUUUGUUUGGGUUUCUUUCCUUUUCCUUUCACUUCUGUGCACGUGUGUGUAUAUAUUUUGUAAGGUGGAGCUUCAAAAGGAAAACAUGGUUAGAGGAGCUCUUUAAGAACAGAAAUUCCAGAGUAGAAAAGUAAACCAAAGCUCUAAAGGAGACAAAAGCUGCUUUCUUGUGUUUCAAGAAAAGUUUAAAAGUUUGUGAUUCAUCCUGUAACUAAUGCCGUAACUAGAGUAUAUAAUUUGACUUAAAUUAAGUUUUCAUUUGAGAAAUAUUUUCAUUUUCUUUAAAAGAAUAUAGUUUUCUUCCAAGAACUUGGACCAACGUUGAUUUUUAUUUUGUAGGAAAUACAUGAAUUCCCAGUAUGUAUAUCAUGUAACUAGUUUACAUGCUGAAAAUAUACAUUAGUUAACUAUUUUUGUAUAUAUAUAUCCUUGUAAAACCUUUCAAUGUGCUUCUGUCUUUUAGUCUUUAGAAUUACUUGUGGUUUUGUGUUUCAGUGUUUGAUUCCCUUGAUUGUUGAAGAAAAAAAAUGGGAAAUGUAGAUUUAUUUAUCUAAAGAAGAAGCUACUUGCUAUCAUCUUAAGUUAUUUAAUAUUAAAGUCAGAAGUUUCAUUUAACCUUAGAUGCUAUAAUCUGCUUUUUUCAAUAAAGACAUUUUG